Molecule: messenger RNA, 885 nt
Organism: Rotaria sp. Silwood2
Lineage: Eukaryota; Metazoa; Rotifera; Eurotatoria; Philodinida; Philodinidae
Source: the annotation of a GenBank genome assembly
AUGUCUUCCACAACAGCUACUAAUACUUAUUUAAAACCGGAUUAUUUACAACCACUUAAUAGCACAUCUUUCUCAUCUUCAUCAACUUCGUAUGAUUCAAGUCAAAGUCCAUUAGCUUUACUUGCUCAAACAUGUUCAAGCAUUGGUAAAGAUUCACCGUCACCUCCUUCAUCAUCAUCUUCAUGUUUAUCUUUAAAUACCUCAUUGCUACCUAAUACAGCUCCGCCUAUUAUCACAUCUCUCGUAGCUAAACCUUCAUCAACAUCUAAUAAUGAAAAACCUUUUUUAACAUCUAAACGUUCAUCACCAUCACAAUCAAAUACUACAAUUAUGAAUAAAAAGUCAACUGUUCCAGUGAAACCCAGUACUAUUAUACCAUCAUCGUCUUUCAUUGAAUCAAAUCCAUUAUCAUCUCAUUUACCACCACUAUUUGAUCCAACAACAACUGCUGCUGCGCUUCUUCUUCGUUCUUCACUUGCUUAUCUAGCUGCUCAACAACAACAACAACAACAACAACAGCAACAGCAAUACCAUUCAUUUUCAACGCCAUGUACAGUUCCAGGUUGUUUACAAUGUGAAACAGUUCGACAUAUUCUUGCUGCAUCAGUUCAUACACAACCAUAUGUUUGUCAUUGGUUUUCAUGUAAUGCAAGAUUUUCAUCAGCUGAUGAACUUAUUGAACAUUUACGACAUAAUCAUACAUCAACAGGAAAAUCAACUUCUAUGCAUCAACAUCAUAAUCAUCAUCGUUUUCAUCCAUAUUUAAAGCCACCAUUGAUGUUAAAUAACAAUGAUCAGUUACCAUUCUUUUAUCCUCACUUGUCUUUGUCACCGAUGACAGGAACAACACGACGUACGAACAAUAAUACAAACAACAAUAAUUAA